AAACACUGGUUAGCCAAUCUGGGGCAAGAUGUCCAAAAAUCAGGGAAUAAAUCUCCAAAACCUACCGUCUGAAACUUAGCUGUGGUGUGGCACACUUCUAGUUCCUGAAGCUGGUAUAGCAGUGCACCCCCACCAGUACAACUUAUAAGGCCUUCAAUCCUACUAGAGAACACAAACACAUUGAUUAAACAAGUGUUAGUGUUUCCUAAAGUCUGGAAGGACCUACCAAGUAACAAUGAAUGGGGUUUUCUAUUCUAUUAUAUUUUUAGAAAAAUGCUGAUUCACAUAAAAGUAAAUGUGGGAAUUACAUAAUACUGCCACCUUCUACCUGAGCUGUAAGAGCACAUACUUUUCUUGAGUGCCAGCUGUUUUAGACUAAAACUCUGAGGACUGGAACUAGCUUGAAGCAGAAGAUUCUGAGUACUCUUGUGACAGAUUAAGCCAAAGAAAAUGCGGGCUUCUCAGCUCAGCCCUGGCCGUUCCUGCUCAACCUGUUUUUGUUUCACAAUGUUCUGAAAGAAAACCGACUGUCUAAAGUCAGUAACUGUCAGACUCACUAAACCUCUGAUAACAUUAGACAAUUAUCAUCUUGUUUCGGGGGAUCAUCAGCUAACUUUUCCUCAUCGUAUCACUCCACAGUCAUGCCAAGAUAUUUCAAAGUGAAAACCAUCAUUAUCACAGUAACCCUGUUGCUGGGAAUGAUUUUAAUGGUUGCUUAUUUUAAAGAACCUCAAAGUGCUUUUCCAACUGAUUAUUUCACCAACACCGAUCUAAAAUAUAUAUAUGUCAAUAGAGAAAAAGAAGAAAAUUCCAUCACCCCAGACCAAGAAUCUCUACCACCAAAAUGUGAGCCAAAUAUGGACGCGAGAAAAGUCUGGAACUUUAGCUCUCUUUCCGAUCAGAUUCAAGACUUCCUUUACUAUCGUCACUGUCGCAAUUUUCCUAUAAUAUUGGAUCUGCCUUACAAAUGUGGACGACCUAAUAAGCCCAUUGACAUUUUUCUAUUGCUAGUCAUUAAAAGUCCCCCCAAGAACUAUGAACAACGAGAGGUGCUGCGCAAGACCUGGGCUAAGGAGAGGUCACAUAAUGGGAAGAAGAUUCGAACGAUCUUCAUUACAGGAACAGAAGGUGAUGGAUUUGAGAAAAAGAGGCUGAACAAACUCCUUGUUCUAGAACACAAACAACAUAGAGACAUUCUCCAGUGGGACUUCAGAGAAUCAUUUUUCAACCUGACUCUAAAGCAGAUCCUUUUUCUGGAGUGGAUGAACAGACGCUGUCCCCAUGCUCGUUUCCUGCUAAAUGGUGAUGAUGAUGUCUUCGCCCACACAGACAACAUGGUUCAGUAUCUUCAGAGCCUCGAGGACAACAACGGAACCAAGCAUCUCUUUACUGGACAUGUCAUCAAAAAUGCAAGUGCCAACAGAAAGCCGAAUAGCAAGUACUUUGUUCCACUUCAAGUGUAUAAAGAAAGAUCUUACCCCGCAUACUGCGGAGGUGCGGGCUACCUCAUGUCUGGCUACACCGCUUCAGUCAUUUACGAAAAGUCAAAAUCUGUUGAAAUUAUUCCUAUUGAUGAUGUCUACGUGGGAAUGUGUUUGGCUGCGGCAGAACUUAAACCAAACCCUCAUAUUGGAGUGAGAACACUUGCAUGGUACAUUCCCUCCAAAAUGAUUGAUAAGUAUGACCCUUGUUUCAUCAAAGAACUGCUUCUAAUUCACAAAUUCCCUCCAGCUAAGUUAUAUAUUAUGUGGGAUGAGGUACACAACCCCAAACUCAAGUGUGGAGUCCAAUUGUUAAAUUGGUGGAAUCCCUUUAUUCUUAAGAGCGUAGUUUAAUGCCGUGUCUUGCACCGCACCUUGGGUUGAGCCACAGUAAAAUGUGCUUGAUAAAUACAUUUGACCUUGAUCUUUGAGACAUUUUCAUAAGAUGUUGAAGGUUGAAUAUGGAGCAUUUUAUUAAAAAGCUAUAUUUAAAAAAAAUAAUACCUCCACAGGGCAUUUUGAGGUGUGCAGAAUGAAAUUACAAUAUUUCCUUUAAAAGCCCUAUUUUAAGUAAAAAAAAUAAUCAAAUACUUCUUUCGACGGGCACGACACUGGGUUUGUGUUUACAUCAACCAGCCAGUAGAGGGUGCCAUUGCGGGUUGCCAAACAGUCCGCUCACCACAGCAAGGAUGGCACUGCGGAAAAUGGCGGACUCGGCAAGUCAAGCAGCCGCUUCUGAGCCCAGAAGAUGUCGUUAUCCUUCUCAGAAUUCAUCAAAUUUCUAUGCUUCAGGACGCUGGAGCAUUGACAAUAAAGCUUUUCUGAUUCUGAUUCUGAGAAGAGGAGCAACAAUAAAAGAUCUAAAAUCAGAGUGAUUUUAGGUGAAGCCAACAACAGAUGGACCCAAAUAAAAAUUUUCACUUAUCGGCAGCAAACCUGGUGUCCCAAUGGCAGGAAACCUUGUUGUAUUGUUGCAACUACAACUUCCACACACUAGAUGGCAUGCUUGUGUUUUGUGUUCCAUACCCAACCUUUAAAAUGUGGAUUGAUUUAAUUAUUUUGUGUUUAACAAUAUGUUAUUUUUGUGUGUACAUGGACAGAAGCACAAUGACACUAUGGAUGAGAAUGCCAAAGAGAUUUAAGGAAUAGAAUUUAGAAAAAAAUGUUGAAUUUUUUUUUUUAUAAAAUUGAACUAUGUCAACAAGAUAUAUGUGGACUGAAACACCAAAAUGAAUUUAUGAACUGAGACAAAAAGAUCUUUAUUAUUUUUAUUGUUAAGAGAAAUGUAUAUUGCUUGAAGAAAAUACUAAUGAUAUUAUACUAAGAAGGAAGGUGUUCAGGAUUUUACAAUAAAAGUAAAAAUAUCAUAAAA
Molecule: messenger RNA, 2853 nt
Organism: Nothobranchius furzeri (turquoise killifish)
Lineage: Eukaryota; Metazoa; Chordata; Actinopteri; Cyprinodontiformes; Nothobranchiidae
Product: N-acetyllactosaminide beta-1,3-N-acetylglucosaminyltransferase 3
Cellular component (GO): Golgi membrane
Molecular function (GO): hexosyltransferase activity; UDP-glycosyltransferase activity
Source: RefSeq, a predicted model, not a curated record